Messenger RNA from Brienomyrus brachyistius, 5600 nucleotides. RefSeq names its product potassium channel, subfamily K, member 10a (gene kcnk10a). Gene Ontology annotation, biological process: potassium ion transmembrane transport; stabilization of membrane potential. The record is from RefSeq and is a predicted model, not a curated record. The transcript has 7 exons. Bases 784 to 2484 code for a protein of 566 amino acids. NCBI's taxonomy places the organism in Eukaryota, Metazoa, Chordata, Actinopteri, Osteoglossiformes, Mormyridae. Gene Ontology annotation, molecular function: potassium ion leak channel activity. Gene Ontology annotation, cellular component: membrane.
CCCUUCGUCUCGCACGCUUUCCUUGCCAUGUGCGUGCAUUACAUCUCCCCGCCUAACGACCAGGUUCGCGAUGCAUGGCGUAUCAAAAGCCCAUGACAAUAAAAACGACAGGUGCACACCCCUUUCGGACGACCAGCAGCACCGCCGUGGCUCGAUAUCGUGCAUAAGGCGCUGAAUCAGCUGGCGGCGGUGUCUUCUUUUUUAUUUUUAUUUUGGCAAUUCGCAUUUGGAAGACUGCGGCGUGCAACAAUAAAGCCACCGUUUGGCAAAACUGGAUUCAUGAUAACGAGGCAUGAGAAGAGUGAUAAGCACCACCGCUUGAAUUAAAGCCGUUGUGUAAUAACUCGCUCUGUAGAAAUGAUCCUCAACUCUGUACUGCGGAUGAAUCACCGUGCAGCACGUUGGCGUGAAGUUAAUUAACUGGGGCUUCUACGGACGAUGCACGGCAUGCACUCUUUUUACAUCCCUUUCUUAUAGAUGCGAGUGGACUGCUGGGAGAAAAUACACCGCAGUGGGCGCAUACAGUCAUGCGGCGGUGCUCUUGAGGGGUGCGACGGAGCAGUGAAAGCUCAUUCCGAUCACUUUGCCUGGGCACUAUGCUCCACCUGACAGCCGCAGAGUAAAAGCAGCGGACCAGACGCUCCUUUUCAUUUUCGCGUCUCUCGCUGCUCCGUUAAACACAGUAUACAUACCAAAAUAUACAUUUUUUUCCCGAUUUUGAUUACACCCGAACCAGCUGCUGGCCACCGAUCGUCUCUUUUGUUUUCCAACCGAGUCGUCGAGAUGAAAUUUCCAACAGAGAACCCAAGAAAGCCUGGGAACUUGAAUCCUCCUCCAGUUCCAGUUCAGACCAAUAUGACUCCGAAGAAGGUGAAGUCGGGAAUGCUGCAGUCCAGUUUGGUGCAGGCCAGCGUGGCGACCAUGCAGAACCCCAUGGGAUGUGAGGUGAAGCCGCACAGACACUGCUCGCUUCCCCGGCUCUCUGUGUCGUCGCGCAGCGGCAUGGCUGUGGUGGCCAGCAUGGACAGCGACGGCUCCACGCUCCACACCGUCAUGAAGUGGAAGACGGUGCUCGCCGUCUUCGUGGUGGUGGUGGUCUACCUGGUCGUCGGCGGCCUCGUGUUCCGGGCCCUGGAGCAGCCGUUCGAGAGCAACCAGAAGGACACGAUCACGCAGGAGAAGGCGGUGUUCCUGCAGAAGCACCCUUGUGUGACGAGGGACGAACUGGAGGCUCUCAUCCAGCAUUCCAUAGACGCCGCCAGUGCCGGAGUGAGUCCCAUCGGCGACACAACCUACAACUCCAGCCACUGGGACCUGGGCAGUGCCUUCUUUUUUGCAGGAACAGUGAUCACCACCAUAGGCUAUGGAAAUAUCGCGCCCAGCACAGAGGGAGGGAAGAUUUUUUGCAUCCUGUACGCCAUAUUUGGAAUUCCCCUUUUUGGCUUUCUCUUGGCCGGCGUUGGUGAUCAGCUUGGCACCAUAUUCGUUAAGAGCAUCGCAAAGGUGGAGAAGAUGUUCCGGCGGAAACACAAGCAGAUCAGUCAGACCAAGAUCAGAGUCAUCUCCACCAUCCUCUUCAUUUUGGCUGGGUGCAUCGUCUUCGUCACCAUUCCUGCCGUAAUUUUCAUGUACAUCGAGGACUGGACGGCGCUGGAGGCCAUAUACUUUGUGGUCAUCACCCUGACGACCGUUGGCAUCGGCGACUAUGUGGCAGGUGGGGAUCGGAGAAUAGAAUACCGGAAGUGGUAUAAGCCACUGGUCUGGUUUUGGAUCCUGGUGGGCCUGGCCUAUUUCGCCGCCGUCUUGAGCAUGAUAGGAGACUGGUUGAGGGUUCUGUCCAAGAAGACCAAGGAAGAGGUGGGCGAGAUCAAGGCCCACGCAGCGGAGUGGAAGGCCAACGUGCGCGCCGAGUUCCGGGAGACGCGCCGGCGCCUCAGCGUGGAGGUGCACGACAAGCUUCAGCGGGCCGCCACCAUCCGUAGCAUGGAGCGCCGGCAGCUGGGGCUGGACCAGCGGGCGCAGUCGCUCGACGUGCUGUCUGCAGAGAAGCGGGCCGUCUUCAACAGCCUGGAUGCCGACCGCUCCAAGACCACUUCGCAGGAGAGCAUCGACUCAAAACUGAACAACUUGCGGGCACGGGCCGAGCAGUACGAGAAAGGCGAGCAGGCUGCUUCUGAUGACAACAUCUUCAACCGCCUGGGCUCCGUCACCCGGUUGGCCAAGCGCAACAAGAACAAGGAGCUAAAGAAGAACAUCCCGGAGGACAUCCGCAAGAUGUACGACACCUUCGGCUGCAGCCUGGCUUCCGGCGAGGAGAAGAAGGAGGAUGAGGAGCUCGGCGAGAAGGAGUUCAACACCAGUUUGACGGAUCUUCCCCAAUAUGCAGAGGCCUGCUCGCUGCAGAACGGGUUCCCGCUGUACAAGGAGGAGGGCGAUGAGGGAAAAGAGGAAGAAAAUGAGCUAAAGACAAAGACUAUGCCUUAGAGGAGGUGGCUGACUGGAUGGAAGAUGUCUUAGCAUCUGCUCACGUGCCUUAACUCCUCCUGUUCGAAAGGCAGCGACCUGGAGCUGGCCACGUCCUGCUUCACACUACUAACUGUUCACUGUGUCCAAAUGGUGGAUUUAUUUGCCAAAAAACGGAGCGAAUCAGUCACGUCAGGAGGAAUGACUAUGACAUAAUACCUGACAAUGUUUUGUUACUUGAGAACGAUCAAAACAAUGAUUUUUAUUUAAGAAAACAAAAAAAACAUUUAAACAUAGAAGAUUGCAACGGAUGGGCUUUCCAGAAGCCUGAACAGUAACACGUAGUAGCAAAUUUAUUUGGCGCUAUCGACGGGCCUGUGACCUACACUCGUGUUUUAUAAUGAAACUCUCGACAUCCGAGAUGAUAUACCGAUCCCCGUUCUGUUGUUCUGUGUCAAGUUUGUUCAGAACAGAGGGCAUGGCCGCAGAGGGAAGGCGAACGGGGACGCUGAGGAGAGGAGGAUGCACAUCAGGAACCAAAAUACAUGUAUUCAUAGAGUCAUGCAAGUGAUUGUCAUACCUUAGGACUUUAAACCUGAACUUGGGAAUGAAACCAACAAGCACUCUGCUAUUGCAUGGUCUUGGAACUACCCUGUCGUCCUAUGGAGCAUAAUGUAUUCAAAAGCUUCAAGUUCACGGUCGAAUCUCAAAAUCGAAAUCUCAGGGCUUGUCGUCCUACUGUCGUUGUUCGAAUAUCUUUGUCCCAGUCGCGCUGCAUUCACACUCCAGAGAGGGGCACCGUCUGGGCCCGGCCUUGGGAAGGUAACGGCUCUCAUCGAGGGCACAGAUGAGGAGUCCCAGGUCGAAACCCGGGACUGAAUUUGCAGGUUUGGGUGUCAGUGGGAGGCGGCUUGGUGUACACGAGCGUGUCCGUGCAGCGGCAUAUGUAAAUGUGUCUGUCUAUAAGCACUAGAGCGUGUGCAUACUUACCCCGUCAGGCCCUGUGAGCUGCACAGCGUGUUCAGACGCUGAUUCUCAGAGGAAGGCGGGUCUGUGUCGUUUGACUUAUUUUUUUCUUUUAUGAUUGCCAAAGCGGUUUGGCAGUAAUUUAUGAAAGCGAAUCACAUUCUUAGUACAAACCAAAUGACUUGGUGGCCUACUUAACAACUGAUUUUACUCCUAGUUGGCGUAAACAGCGUGAUUAGCUCUGGAACCCUUACAGAAAAGGCACAAUACGCAGAAUGAGGAUGUACUGACAACACGCCUGCCUGUUUCAGUUCUACCCACACAGUCCACAGUCAGCGAAUCAGAAUUUAAUACAUUUUUAUUACAGGAUCAAAGAGCAAGAGAUCAGAACAAAGGGUGCACACAGGCAUGUAUAAUCUCAAACAGCUCUCUACUCCUUCUUAUUAAAAAAAGACAUCUUUUAAAAUCUGAAAGCGUUUUUUUUUUUUAUAUAUCUAACCCAAUAUCUUUGCAAGACACCAACUUAAGUGUAUAUAUGAUACAAAACUGACUCAGAAACUGAGUCACGUCUUAACCUGCAGUACUGAUCAGGGCAGUAGGAACAUGAGAUCAAUAUUCAAUUUCAUCAAUUUAUUUUUGACUUAAAAUUGCUAUCUGGCAUGAGAGGAGUAGAUGCCAAGAAGCAUUUCCUCUUAACUGUUCCCAGCUGUGAAAUAAACUACAAAGUAAUUAACACUUUCCAAGUUACUAACAAACCAAAGCCCUUCUGGGCUUUUGUAAAAUGGCAGUAUUUAUUCCAGCCAAUCUGGAUGCGGAGUCUUAGCAUAACUACACGCAGGUGCAGCGGCGUAGCGAUACACAGUGCAUAAGGUGUGUACACACCCCCAUCACCAAAAUGUUACAUUUUUUGCAGGUGAAAUUAAAAAAUAUUUGCAUCUAAGAUCCGUGUUCCCCAUCAUUGUGGAAUCCCGUGAGUCGUUAAAACGCUCAUGUUUAGGAGUCGACUUGUUUAUACUCAAGGAAUAAAAAAAAUCACAAAUAAAGCACCAGUUUGCUGCAUUUUCAAGUUCAGUUUUCAACAAUUUAAAAUAACAUCACUGUAAUCAUCACAAUGAAUCAGCUGAAAUGUCUGCAGUUAUGAACAGUCAUUUAAAAUAUACACAGUUUGUUUUAGUCCUGUUCUUAAGAAAUGCUAAAAUAGGUUGGGCCGUGCCGCAGUGGAGUGCACUGGGAACUGGGAGCAGAAAAGCUAGAUACGCACAAUACCUACCCCCUGUCGAAAAUUCCUGGCUAUGCCACUGCUCAAGGGGUAGCAACUGGAGGCUGUGGAUUCACUGACACUUACCAUGUGUCCUGCUUAAGAGGUAAAAAACUUAUCUUAUAAGACAUUGCCUAUUACGUGGACGGCGCUUUAAAUAAAUGGCAGGUUUUUGGCUGACUGUGCUUUGGAAAUUGGCGAACGUUUGCGAAUUGACUGGGAAGACAGAUCCAUUUUCUGCAGCAUCUUUAAGCCGUGGAAUGUCUCCCUUGUGUGGUCACACCCUUGCUUCCAGUGAGGUGAAGCACAGUGUUGAUGUUAAUCCAAAUUUACUGUGCCCCUGUGUGUACUAUCCAAGCUGUGCAUUGUCCUACAUGAGUCCUUCUCAAGAACUUUGACUUAAGAAUUCUGGCACCAGCCGUGAGUCUGUAUGUAAUGAGGGACAUCAGUUACACCAGUUGCGCUCUUCUGUACUUCCCAGGUUUGAAAAUGUCCCUCCUUGGCCCAGUCAGGCUAAGGCCCCCAGCCUGUCCAGGGUUUUGCCCGAGGCAUUGGCCACUCAGUGUGAAUGCAGCAGCUGAUUCUCAAUAAAUGUUUGUUCUGAAAACAAUAAUAAUAUAAAUUAUUAUUAUUAUUAUUAUAUUAAUAAUAACAAAAAAAUAUUAAAAUGAUUGAAAACAAAAAUGACAAAAAAAGACAUGGAAUAUAAAAGCAUGCAAUUGUACAAGUACAUUCUUGGUAUGGUUUUGAUUGUACCCGCACAUGCUUACUCCCGCUGUUUUCGGAUUUCCAUGUUAAGCGCUAAAGUGAGCCUACACACUCGAGUCUGGACUUCGUACACAAUAGAACUUGUGUGACCAUUACAUUUACUGUAGUGAGUGCCUUUUGCAAAUAAAUAUCACCAUUGAUUUCA